Pochonia chlamydosporia 170 is the source of this 210-nucleotide messenger RNA. RefSeq lists its product as hypothetical. The transcript has 4 exons. The record is from RefSeq and is a predicted model, not a curated record. Bases 1 to 210 code for a protein of 69 amino acids. NCBI's taxonomy places the organism in Eukaryota, Fungi, Ascomycota, Sordariomycetes, Hypocreales, Clavicipitaceae.
AUGAAGUUCAGUGCCGUUGCUGCCGUUUUCUUUGCCAGUGUGGCCAUGGCUGUGCCUCUUCAAGAGGAGUCUGGACUUGAGGCACGAGGUUGCACUCACUUGGCCUGUGCCACCAAGUGCUGCAAGGAAGCUGGAGGUUGCAGCUCCCUGAACUGUGCCAGCUCUGUGUGCUCUGGCAGCAAGUGCAUUUGCCACUGCCAUUAUGGUUAA